CACCGACACGAAACCAGCCUUCCUUUUAACAUAGCGAGGACGAGCUUCGGGCUUCAGUUCGCCCCCAACAACUCUCCCCAAUCCUCCACUCGCCUCAGAGCAAUGGCGUCCAUCAUCGUGCAGGUGUCAGCCAUCCUCCUCAACCUCAUCGCCUUCGGGCUCGCCGUAGCCGCCGAGCAGCGCCGCAGCAAGGCCACGGUGACGCCGGACCUGGCCAAGGAGUACGACUACUGCGUCUACGACUCCGACGUCGCCACAGGCUACGGCGUCGGCGCUCUGCUCCUCCUCACCGCCGCGCAGGUCCUCGUCAUGGUCGCCAGCCGCUGCUUCUGCUGCGGCCGCGGCCUCAAACCGGGGGGCUCCCGUGCCUGCGCGCUCAUGCUCUUCCUCUUCUCAUGGUUGACCUUCCUCGUUGCAGCGGCGUGCUUGCUGGCAGGAUCAGUCCGUAACGCAUAUCACACCCGGUACAGGGGCAUCUUCAACGGCGACCCUCUGUCUUGCGAGACGUUGCGCAAGGGUGUGUUUGCUGCUGGUGCAGCUUUCACCUUCUUCACAGCCAUCCUGAGCGAGUUCUACUACAUCAGCUACUCCAAAUCCCGGGAUGCUGCUGGUGGCGCCCCCUACGGGGGCUCCAGCAUCGGCAUGGGCCCAUACAACUGAUGAGCUUGCUGGAGGCGUAUGCAGUGGUUCAGUCCGUUUCAGGGUGGAUCAAUGUAGUUCGUGGCGUGCAGUGUUGUUGUUAACAUUACCGUAGUGCUGUUACUGUGUAAUUGGGUUUACUGUUCUCGUUAGGUUCUUGUAUGAGAUUACUUGGUUGGGCUGUAUACUAUUUGGAUUAUUGGAUUGGAUUCUGGAGAUGGAAUGAAGGCAUUCGUGUAACUAUGA
Messenger RNA from Brachypodium distachyon (stiff brome), 885 nucleotides. RefSeq lists its product as uncharacterized. Lineage: Eukaryota; Viridiplantae; Streptophyta; Magnoliopsida; Poales; Poaceae. The transcript is spliced from 3 exons. The record is from RefSeq and is a predicted model, not a curated record. The coding region runs from base 103 to 660 and encodes 185 amino acids.